Messenger RNA from Dermacentor albipictus, 6537 nucleotides. RefSeq lists its product as uncharacterized. Lineage: Eukaryota; Metazoa; Arthropoda; Arachnida; Ixodida; Ixodidae. The record is from RefSeq and is a predicted model, not a curated record.
ACGCCAGCGCGCCAGCCAGCCCUUUCUAAAAUGGCGCAACAAUCACUGUUUUGACAGUAUCUCGAACAAGUUUUUUGCGCGCAAGUAUAAUAGCGUGUCGGUUCUGCUGUGCUGUCCAUGUGUUUAGUGCCAACGUUGCUGGCAUAGUGUGCUCGCAUCAAGUGGCAAGUCAGCACUUGCAACAUGGAAGCAGCUGCAGUGACUGUAGACGUGGAGAAAGAAGUUGCCAUUGCAUCUAGGCCUGAGAAUCCUUUUCACAUUAAAGCUAGAAAAGAGAUUGAAGAGGAAAAGCAGAAUAAAAAUAGGAAUUUGGACUGUAAUGUCGCCAUUGCAUCAAGGCUUGAGAAUCCUUCUCACAUUAAUGCUAGCAAGGAGACCAAAGAGGAAAGGCAGAAUCAAAAUAACUUGGACUGUGAAGGCAAAGUUUGGCCAAAGGUAGAAGCUGAUGGCAACCAUGCAUCAAGGCCAUGCGACAAUAGCAUCGUCAGUUCGCCUAGUUUAGAGGCAUGUUGUGGUGGUACUGCUGAAGACAGCUGUGAGAUCAGAGAAAGGCCUGGGUACCCUUCCAGCAUGCAAACUAAUGAAGAUACAGCAAAACAGUUAAAUAAAGAGAAAGUAAAAGUUGAAGAUGAAGACUUUAAAUAUUUAGUUCAGCCAAAUGCAGAAGGAAAUGGUAACUAUGCUUCUACACCAUGCGACAACAUUCCGGAUUCAACUUGCUCUGAGCUGGGUUGUCCUGUUCAAGUCAGCUAUGUGACUUCGAAAGAGCCCCAGUACUGUUCUGACAAUAAAACUAACCAAAAAGUACAACAGUCAGAGGAACAGAAGAAUUUAGAAGAAGAUGAUGUUAAAGGAGAAGUUUGGUCCAAGGCAGAAGAAGACAAUAGGCUUGCAUGCAAGUCUUCCGACAGUAAUGCUGCAGAUUCUACCUGUUCUGAGCCAAGUUGCAGUGGUGGUAUGAAAGGCAACUAUGGGACUUUAGCAGAGCCUGAGAAUGUUUCUGACAAUAAAAUAAAGAGUACUGCAGAACAGUCAGAAAAAAAAAAUAGUGCAAGUGAGGAUGAAUAUUGCAUUUGCCAAGUUCUGCCAAAGCUGGGUAAAGAUGACAGCCUUGCACCUAAGCUAUGUGGCAUUAGUCUUAUGGAACCAACUUGUCCUGAGACAAGCUGUAGCAGUGCCACUGAUGAGACAACUGUUUGCUCAGACAAUCCACAUGGCUCUUCCUCAUUUGGAUCUAGAGAAAACAAAGGAAAACAAGAUGAAAACGACAGUGAAGGACAUGGCUCUUCCUCCAUUGAAUCUAGAAAAAAUGAAGCAGGAAAAGAAGGGCAAAAUGAUAGUGAAGGACAUGGCUCUUCCUCCAUUGAAUCUAGAAAAAAUGAAGCAGGAAAAGAAGGGCAAAAUGAUAGUGAAGGACAUGGUGCUUCCUCCAUUGAACCUAGAAAAAAUGAAGCAGGAAAAGAAGAGGAAAAUGACAGUGAAGGACAUGGCUCUUCCUCCAUUGAAUCUAGAAAAAAUGAAGCAGGAAAAGAAGGGCAAAAUGAUAGUGAAGGACAUGGCUCUUCUUCCAUUGAAUCUAGAAAAAAUGAAGCAGGAAAAGAAGAGCAAAAUGAUAGUGAAGGACAUGGUGCUUCCUACGUUGAACCUAGAAAAAAUGAAGCAGGAAAAGAAGAGGAAAAUGACAGUGAAGGACAUGGCUCUUCCUCCAUUGAAUCUAGAAAAAAUGAAGCAGGAAAAGAAGGGCAAAAUGAUAGUGAAGGACAUGGUGCUUCCUACGUUGAACCUAGAAAAAAUGAAGCAGGAAAAGAAGAGGAAAAUGACAGUGAAGGACAUGGCUCUUCCUCCAUUGAAUCUAGAAAAAAUGAAGCAGGAAAAGAAGGGCAAAAUGAUAGUGAAGGACAUGGUGCUUCCUCCAUUGAACCUAGAAAAAAUGAAGCAGGAAAAGAAGAGGAAAAUGAUAAUGAAGGACAUGGCCCUUCCUCCAUUGAACGUAGCAAGAACGAAGCAGGGAAAAAAGAUGAAAAGGACAGCGAAGGACAUUACUCUUCCUCUAGAAAAUCUAGAAAAAAUGAAGCAGGAAACGAGGAAAAUGAUAGCAAGGGACAUCGCUCUUCCUCCAAUGAAUCAAGAAGAAAUAAAUCUGGAAAGGAGGAAAAUGAUAAGGAAGCACACGGCCCUUCCUCCAUUGAAACUAGCAAUAAUGAAGCAGGGAAAGAAGAGGAGAAGGACAGUGAAAGAUGUUACUCUUCCUCCAGUGAAUCUAGAAAAAAUGAAGCAGGAAACAAAGAGGAAAAUGAUAGUAAAGAACAUCGCUCUUCAUCCAAUGAAUCAGGAAAAAAUAAAACUGGCAAAGAAGAGGAAAAUGAUAGUGAAGGACUUGGCUCUUUCUUCAUUGAACCUAGAAUAAGUGAAACAGGGAAAGAAGGGCAAAAUCGUAGCGAAGGACAUGGCUAUUCUUCCAUUGAACCUAGAAAGAACGAAGCAGGAAAAGAAAAGGAAAAUGAUAGUGAUCGACAUGGCUAUUCCUCCAUUGAACCUAGGAAACACAAAGGAGGAAAAGAAGAUAAUGGUAGUGAAAGUGAACAUGGGGAUCGCAAAGAUAAACAUCAGGCAUCGGUGGAAAAACCUGCUAGCAGUUCAUCUGAGCUAUGUGACAGCCAAACAUGCUUCAAAGCAUCAAGUAGUUUUGAGCCAUGUGGUCAUGCUGUAGAUGACUAUGUGCCUUCAAAGGAGCAUGAGAACUCUUCUUGCACUGAAACAAAUAAAGAAGUAACAGAACAAGAAGAACAAAGUGAAGAUGAAGAGGACCAGGGAGGGAAAUGUCAUCCUAAUGUGUCAAAGUUUCUUCAUCGCUACAUAAAAAUUGGCAGGUACAUGCCAGCAUCUAUUUCGAAGGCUGGUGACUUUCGCAUGAAAGAGUCUGACACCGUGCUUGAAGCUCCUUCGUUGGUGACACCCUUACUCGUAAAAAAACCAGACUCCUUUUUGACAGAAAACAAAAACUGCGAGGGAAAACAAAAACAGAAAGGAGUGUUGCCUUUGGGUAAAGUGGGCAGCUCCACUGAUGACUUCUUUGGAAGCACAGUUGGUGAAUUCUUCAUUGGUAUUGGCUUGAGCAGAGCACGGGAAGUGUACAACCGAGAGCAAUUAAAGCUAAAGAAACAUGAGAUAAAGAAAGCAGGUGGCUGUGCGCAAGAGAUGAUCGAUGACUGUCGAAGGCUGGCUGAAGUGUACCAAAAAUCUAGAAUUGCAAAUGCUCCUUACAAUCUUAAAGUUAGGUCAUGCAGGUUAUGCGAUUUUAAGACUGAAUCAAGCCUUGUUCUAGAAGGCCACCUACUGACACCACACUUGACACCACGACGGGAGCUUCAGUGCAGCUUUUGCGACUUUACAACUCGUGAUAGGCAAGCCUUUGUAUUCCAUGUGGAAGCUAUGCACAACCGACAGGCAACUGUAGAGCCCCCACUGCUCCUUCAUCAGUGCCCUUUUUGUACCUUUGAGACCAAUCUGAAAACGAAGGCUGCAUCCCAUGUCAGUCGUUGUGAAAAACUUUUCAGUAUUGCUGUCAACCAGCAUCUCUCUUAUGACUUUCAGCCUCCAGGAGUCACAGCUAAGCCCAUUACGUUAGAUGAUGUCAGGAGUUACGAAAAAAUAUUGUUGACAUUAGGCUGUGGUGCUAAAGGUCCACAGAAGGGCUUUUGUGCUGCACGUAGUCAAAGUGGAGCUCCUGCGCUGUUAGCGCCUCGGGGAAGAGUGCCACUGCCACCCAAAAUGCCAAGGGCAGCUCCCACGCUGAACCGUUAUCAUGGACAAGCACGUUCCAGGCUAGCCUUGACGCAGCCAGAUUAUUUAUCGAACCAAGUGUUCCAGCUUGUAGGAAAGGGUUCAGAACUUAUCCCACUGCACAACAGAAGCACCAGGCAGACUCUGGCUCUUGGUCAGGCUCCUUUCAACAUGCCAAAUCUGCAUACUCGUGCCCCAGCUCCUGUGCAAGCCCAGCAGCAGACACAACCACAAGCACCGAAGUCCUUGGAGGCCACUAGCCCAAGUGUCUCUGUUGUCGUUUGUGAGAUCUGUGAUGGCUACAUCAAAGACUUGGGGCACCUGCGCUUGCACAUGCACCGGAUACACCACAUGGUGAUCCAUCGUGCCACGCUUUCCUGUCGCCCGCCACUCAACUGUCAGAAGUGUGAGAGGCGUUUUUUCACUGACCAGGGGCUGGAACGCCAUUUGCUAGGCUCUCAUGGCAUGAUCACACCCAACAUGCAGUCCUUGGCCAAACGUAGUAAGGAUGCCGGCCGUUGCCCAAUAUGUGGCCGCAUUUAUGCUGCCAAGCUGGUUUCUCACAUGAGUGAGGUUCAUAAAAUUGCAUUAAAGUUGGCCACCCUGUCCUACAAAUGCACAAUCUGUGCUGCAGUGUUUGGCCUCUUUGAGCAUUUUGAAAACCAUGUACGCAAAGUACAUGCUAAUACCACAAACAAGUCAUCUGCAGCAGCCCCAAAGGAUCUCCCUGCAAAGAGGGCGUUCUCGGCUCAAGCCUCUACUCCCACAAUUGCUCAGCACAAUUCCUCAAAGCGACAAUGCUUGGCUGCAGCCUCUAGUCCCACAACAUGCCAGCCUAAUUCUGCGAAGCGGCUAUUCUCGGCUCUAACUUCUAGUCUUGCAUCUUCUGACACCAAUUCUGCAAAGCGGCCAUUCUUGGCUUCAACCUCUAGUCCUGCAAGUGCAAAUUCCAAUUCUGCAAAACGGCCAUUUUUGGCUACAGCCUCUACUUCUGCAACUGCCAAUCCCAAUUCUGCUAAGCAACCAUUCUUGGCUGCAGCCUCUACUCCUGGAAGUGCUGAUCUCAAUUCUGUAAAGCGGCCAUUGUUAGCUGCAGCCUCUACUUUUGUGAGUGGCGAUUCAAGUUCUGCAAAGCAGCAAUUUUUGGGUGCACCAUCUACUUCUGUGGUGGCUAAGAAACUAACCAUUCCUGCAACUGGUGUGCCUAGCUCUGAGAUGAAGCAAAUUGCCUGUUUGUCUACAAAGCAGCCACUCUCGGCUCUGGCCACUGCGGCUGCAGCAGUCACUAAGGCGACAAGUAUUCCAACUGUUGUAUCAAAUUCUAAGCUGAAAGAAAGCUCAAGCAUGUUGGCAAACCCUGUCUGUAAGCCUACAGUGCCUGAAAUAAAAGUGGAGGAGGCAGUUCAUAUGAAACCUGCCCCCUCUGUUCCACUGGAGAUAGGUGAGCCUGCGCUUGGUUGGUGUGUUGCUUGUAAGAAGGGUGUGGAGGACUUGGCUGAACAUCUGAAGGACAAACACAUGCGGCAGUGUCGUGUUCGUGUGUGCCAUAUUGAGAAGUGUGACUGGUGCCUGUCAUCAUUUACUGGCCUGAUAGUGGUAAGCACAUCAGACGUCGAGGAUGAGGACAGUUCAGAGGAGGACGAGGAGGAUUAUGAUAGUGAGAAGGACGAUGCUGCAGGUAUGGAAACAGUGGACCUGGAUGGAAGAGGCUCACUGCCCAAAGAGUAGCCCGGCAAGGCUGUGUGUUGAGGAAGGACCUUGUCCAAGAACAUAGUAGUACAUCUUGCAGUUCUUGCACAGUUCUUGAACCCUCACUGUUGAAGCAGUUCCCAGACUGUUUAGUUUUUACUGUAUCUCUAGGGCUUUCACAAAGUGUUGAGGCAUGCACAUAGGGUACUAUGAACUGAAUGUUCUUGCCUACCAAGAUAUUCCUAAGUGUGGAAAAGAUUAAAAGUUUGGUAAAUAUCCAUACCUGAUGAGUCACAUUGUUACCCAGACUAUUAAGUAAAAAUGCAUCCAUACUUGGUCAGUCAAGUGGCAGAUGAAAAUUUGCAAUCAAAUCAAAUGAGCAUCAUUAGCAAGUGAAUAAUGCUUACAUUACAGCAGUGAUAAAGGUGGAGGAUAGUGGCACGUCCAUUUAGCGCAUUCGACUCUAAAAGUGUUCUGGAAAGCUUUAGAACUUUACGGAGAUCACUAUCGGAAGCUCUGACUUAGAAGCCUAUAAAGAAUCAUUCGUCUGCUUACCUUGUAAGGUAACGUGGAAGAGCCAGGUUGAGUUUUUCUGUUGCACAUAUUGCCUUGAAUUAUUUGCUGAUGUCCUGUUGCUGUGUUCACAAGCUUUGACUGAUGUCGUCCUUUGGUAAAGUAGAAAGGAUUGCUGUUGCAUAAAUUGUAGGCUAUCACGCCUACCCUGUGUUGAACAAUGUGUAGUUAGUGGCAGCAGAGCAUUCAUCCACUUUGCUUGCUGUUGUGCACGUUGUCCAAUUUCUCUGUGAUGUGCUUGUUAAUACGACUCAACUUGCAAUUUAGCAUUUUCAAUACUGUUGUUUGUGUUAUUUAAAAAUUCUACUGUGUUAGUACUUUGUACUUUUAUCAAUUGUGUGGCGUAGUGGAGGAGGCUUCCAACUCUGCCCUCAUAGUUUUCUUCCAUCCCAUCUAUAGUUUGUCAUGUGAACACACAGAUGUGAACUAUGCAACUUAUCAUGUUCUCACAAUGGUUAAUAAAAUAAGCAGCAAGCACUGCCAGAAAAUGGC